CAGCCAGCGCCGGGCAGGCAGGGAGGGAAGGAGGGCGGCGGGGAGGGAGCGGCGCUCGCGCGCCUCGGGCCCGAGAGGAGACAGCGCGGGGCCGGCGGGGCCGCGGCAGGAAUCAUGACGACCUCAGGAAAAGAGAAUUUCCGACUGAAGAGCUACAAGAACAAAUCUCUGAACCCUGACGAGAUGCGUCGCAGGCGGGAGGAGGAGGGUCUUCAGCUGCGGAAGCAAAAGAGAGAAGAGCAGUUGUUUAAACGCCGAAAUGUUGCGACGGCUGAGGAAGAAGCGGAGGAGGAAGUAAUGUCAGAUGGUGGCUUCCAUGAGGCUCAGAUGAACAACAUGGAGAUGACUUCUAGUGCAGUCAUCACCUCUGAUAUGAUUGAGAUGAUUUUCUCCAAUAGUCCAGAACAGCAGCUUUCAGCCACCCAGAAGUUCCGAAAGCUCCUUUCUAAAGAACCAAAUCCCCCAAUAGAUGAAGUCAUAAGCACACAAGGAGUGGUGGCCAGGUUUGUGGAGUUCCUCAAACGAAAAGAAAACUGUACAUUACAGUUUGAAGCUGCAUGGGUGCUGACAAAUAUUGCCUCGGGAAAUUCCCUUCAGACUCGAAUAGUGAUCCAAGCAGGAGCUGUCCCCAUCUUCAUAGAGCUGCUUAGUUCAGAGUUUGAAGAUGUACAGGAACAGGCAGUGUGGGCUCUUGGCAACAUUGCUGGAGACAGCACUAUGUGCAGAGACUAUGUUUUGGACUGUAAUAUCCUGCCCCCUUUAUUGCAAUUACUUUCAAAACAGAACCGUCUCACUAUGACUCGAAAUGCUGUAUGGGCUCUAUCCAACCUCUGCAGAGGGAAAAAUCCUCCUCCCGAUUUUGCCAAGGUUUCACCUUGUCUUAGUGUGCUUUCCUGGCUGCUGUUUGUCAAUGAUACAGAUGUAUUAGCUGAUGCCUGCUGGGCAUUGUCUUAUUUGUCUGAUGGCCCCAAUGAUAAAAUCCAGGCUGUGAUUGAUGCAGGAGUCUGCAGAAGACUUGUGGAACUGCUGAUGCACAAUGACUACAAAGUUGUAUCUCCUGCCUUACGAGCUGUUGGCAACAUCGUCACAGGAGAUGAUAUCCAGACCCAGGUAAUUCUGAAUUGUUCAGCCCUGCAGAGUUUACUGCACUUGCUAAAGCCCAAAGAAUCUAUCAAAAAGGAAGCAUGCUGGACAAUAUCUAAUAUAACAGCUGGAAACAGAGCACAGAUCCAGACAGUCAUAGAUGCCCAUAUCUUCCCAGCUCUUAUAAAUAUUUUGCAAACGGCUGAGUUUCGGACAAGGAAAGAAGCUGCAUGGGCAAUCACAAAUGCAACAUCUGGAGGCUCUGCUGAACAGAUCAAGUAUUUAGUGGAACUGGGAUGCAUCAGACCACUCUGCGACCUCCUCACAGUAAUGGACUCAAAGAUUGUGCAAGUAGCACUGAACGGGCUGGAGAACAUCCUGAGGCUUGGAGAGCAGGAAUCCAAACGCAGUGGCACUGGCAUUAAUCCUUACUGCGCUCUUAUUGAAGAAGCUUAUGGCUUGGACAAGAUUGAAUUUUUGCAGAGCCAUGAAAAUCAAGAGAUUUAUCAGAAGGCCUUUGAUCUGAUUGAGCACUACUUUGGAACAGAGGAUGAAGACAGCAGCAUUGCCCCGCAAGUGGAUAUCAACCAGCAACAGUACAUCUUCCAGCAGUGUGAGGCUCCCAUGGAAGGCUUCCAGCUUUGAGGUGCCCCUGUGCUGUGUGCUCCUCUACCUAGCCAAUCCUGUUGUCGAGCCACAAGCCACCCGUGGAGUGAUUCUCUCAAUGUUUUCCAUAACCCUGUUUGCGCUCAUUCGCUUGCCUUGUGCACAUGCUCUUACAUACGUCUGGAAAACUUUUGGCUCUCCAUGGCAGGAUGCCCCCUCCUUGGCAAGGGGUCUCCAGAAUCACCCUUCUCCUCUAGAUUCUGAAUCUCUCCACUGUCAUCUUCGUGGAGUUGAGGCACCUUUCUAUACUUUGAGAUAUUCCCUCUUCCUAUUACGGGAAAAUAGUCCCUCAUCCACUAGCCCCCACACUCCUGGCAUCCAAGAGAAGGCUGGCUGCUUUUCUCUUGUAUUUGCUGCAGUGUGUGCCUGCAGUCCAGGGAGAUGUUCAGCCUUUCUGAGAACGUAGCUGAAUUCAUCCUUCAUGUUCUCCCCUGGAUGCCUCCUCUUUGGAUGGCGGCGAGAGAUGAGUUAAACCUUCACAUGCAAUGUAUCUACUUUGCUGUACGUGCCAGCUGGGGUUAUUGGCAUGAGGAACAUGUUACAAAUAAUGGAGUAAGUUCUCUAUCCCGUGCAACAACAGGCUGCAAUGGACAUGUUUUGUGGUUCUUAAGAAUACUGAACACAUCUGGCCCCAUCCCGUCUCAACACUGAGCUCCCAAGUUGGAUUGCAGACCACUGUGGAGAUUUGUAUACCUUCCCAGUUUUUCCUCUCCAUCCACAAAAAAAGAACCUGUGAAUAGGUCACUCUUAACACCUCCCCAGAAACAACUUUCCAAAACAGCUUCUAGAAUGGAGAAAUUGCCCUCAGUUCUGCUUGCCAGCACAGUAUGAUCCAGCUGGACCUUUCUUAAAAAUCAAGUCCUUUCUGACUUCAUGCUCCAGAGUCCAGUCCUUGUUAUUAUAGUUAUGGCUGAAAAAUUCCUGUCUGCCUCUUCACAUUUUUACACAGCGUGACUUGAACAGGUUUGUCUUCUGAAAAAUUACCUUCUGAACACAGAAAUCUUAAUUUGUAAAACUUAGCACAAGGAGCAUUAGAUCUCCUUUUCAUUUUCACAAGACAAGAGCUUCCUCUCCAGCCCACCUGAUGGAAUAGAGUCCUCCUGGUCAAGCCCCUUAUUUAACAACUAAAAUGACACUACAUUCAAAGGAUAGUACUAUUACACCUGGAUCCACCUGGCCCUCUCAUUUCAUUUUUCCCUUUUGCUGUUGAUGAGACUUCAGGUGAAUUAGCAUGGAACGCAUGGUUCCUACAGGUGACAUCUGCAAGGCAUCGCCGACUGCAUGACAGCUGCCACUCGCAGCUGUGGACUGCCCUUCUGCUAGCAGCAUGUUCUUGGCUCCGCGACCUGCUUGGAUCACAGACCUCUGAUGCAAAGGCCAGCCACUCCUCACUGAGUUCAGCUGACACUGACACCAAACUCUUCACACAACUGGGGAGAUGCCACGUGAUUGAAAGUGGCCGUUCCAUUUCGGUAAAUGCAAUGGAUUCCCUAGGCCGUCCGCUCCCCCCUGCAUCAGGCUAUGUUCUUUCAAGCCAUUUUGGAUGCUUGGAACACACAUUUGUCCAGUGUAAACAUUUCAAAAUCGCCACUGCCAGCUGCAGCGCCAUGGACCUGUGGUAAAUGUUAGUGGCAGAACUGUCUGCAAGAUCCUCGUGACUCCUCUCAGUGAUAAGCCACUGCAAAAGCAAAACCAGCCCAUUGGAUACAGUUAUAAAAAUACAUAAAUCACUUGUCAUACUGCUGAAAGAAGCUAGGCAAAGGUCUGAACAUCAGCUCUGUGUGACCAUUAUUUAAAUAAAGUCUUUGGUUCUGUCUCUGCUUCAGGAUGGAGACUCUGACCUGUGUGGCCACUGCAGAAGCCACCUGCUGCCUCCCUAGCUAAGCCAGUUGGCCUCCACUUUCCCUCUCCCAGUUAUUUUCUCUAGUGCUGCUUUGUGCUGAAGGAACAUUUAGUUUACUGCACUUGAUCUGUAAAUGGACUUCAAUUCUUUGUAAUUUUAGGGGGUUAAAUUUGGUGGUUAAUUUAAAAAAGCAAAAAAAACCCUCAAUGUUGCCUUUACAUCACAUAUAAAUAACUGUGUUUCUCUUUUCUUGAAGGGUGAUAGAAGCACUGAUUAGUAGCAAAAUCUUGUUUUAGCUUUUGGAUUUUUUUGUGCUGGAUUUUUUUACGUGUAAAUUUCCAAUAACAUGUCAUUUCUAUAAGAUUUGUUUAAAACCAUGUACCUCUUAUUGGAUGGUAUAAAAAUGCUACAUAUUUUGUAAACAAAUCUGAGCAAAGUGUGUGUGCAUAUAUUCUGUAUAUUCAUAUAUGUAUAUUCUGUGUAUAUAUACACUAGCGUGUAUAUAUACAUAUAUACACACACACACACAUAUAUAUAUACACACAUGCAUAAAGUGUGUGUAUAUAUAUACAUACCUAUAUAUCUAUAUAUAUAUAAGUGUUUUCUCUUCCAGGCUAGUGAAAACAAUGUGGUGCAUUGGCGUUUCCCUCCCCUGCCCCCCCCAACGUAAUGACAAUUGCCUCUAAAUGAGUGAAUUAAAAAAGAGUCCAUUUAAGCUGAGUGGUGUGCCUUCCUGUGUAAGGAGCCUGGCCAGUAUUUGUUACUUUUGCCGUGGAUAUGUGAAUUCAGAGCAGAUAAGUAUAAAUCUUUAAACUUGGUAUGUUUGUUUGAAGUGACAGGCCUGGUUGACGCAGGUAAUAUUGUUGUCAUAAAUACUUAGACUGUGUAAGGCAUUUGACCGGUACCGCGUAAUAUUCUGACUGAAAACCACAACAAUACAAAAAUCAACAUGGCACACAUUAAAUGGAUUAAAAUGUGGCUAACUCAUAGGUCUCAAUGUAAUUUUAAAUGGUGCUUAAUUGAGUGCAUUUCCAUCUGGAUCUUCCAGCAACUGUUCUUGGCGUUGCUUUACUUAGCCUUUUUAAUAUGUUGAAAAGAAACUAAAUCUACUUGUAACAAAGGUUGCAAAUUAAAUGGGUACGGAAGGGAGAUCAGACUUGUGAAUUAUGAAAGAAAAAACUGAUACAGAUCAGAAUUACUUGGCAAGCCAAGGGCAAGUAAAGUAUUUGCAUUUUAGCAGAGCCAAAUGUGUAGCAUAACAUUACCCAUCUAAUACAUAACGUUCAGGCCACAGGUGAAGGACUCUUUUGGAGGAAAAGCAUGUCUGAAAAGAUGAGGAUCAUUAUCUGUUACUGCUUGAACACUACUUCCUAACACAGUUCUGUGUAGCUAUGCCCCCUGCUAGAAACACUGAAAGCAGUAUUCUUUGCUGUCCUGAAGGAUGUGCUCAGACAGGGACCAUCUCAGAGAACACCUCUAGCUGCCACUUUUGUGAUGGUCACACUGUGUUUUGAAUGAUCUAUUGUUUUGUGUCUAAAUAGGAGGCAGCUGGUCUUGUGUAGAGGAUAGGUGAGGGUACUGUUGGGAGUUCUUGGGUUCUUCGCUUAGCUCUGCCAAGCAACCUGGAGUGCCAGAAAAGCAAUCGCAUGUUUUCUUCCAAAUUGAAACAUAUGCAUUUGUUUCUGCUUGUGGGGACACAAUCUAAGCACCUUCCCAAAGCCCCACAGACUGCUAAGGUGAAAAGAUUAAUGAAAAUUUCUCCAGUUCUUUUUGCAACAUCAGUAAUGAGGCGGAAACACUGCAUUCAGGUUUUAACAAUGUCUAUUUUAAAAUGGGUGUUAGAGAAAGGAAGAUGCAAGACUGCCUGGAAUUGCUGUCUAGCAGUUCUGACCACAGAUCAGUAAUGCCAUUUAAGUUGCGUAUUUGUUGGGCCAGCAGACAGGAGCUGUUAUUCUUUCUGUUAGUAAAUUUCCCAGUGGAACAUGGCAGGCAGGGUUACUCUCUUGGAUUCAGGAGGAUACAAGAGAUGAUGGGGCAGGUUAUUGAAAGCUCAAUAAUUAAACCAGGACCAGUGCUGAGGCUCAUGGGAAGACGCCACAUAAUUAUUUGGGGCAACUGCUGCCUACAGACUUCAGCCUGUUCCUAAAUUCCUGUGUUGGUUCCUUGCUGCAAACCAAAUACUGGUGGUUGAAGUCCCUUCCUCUAAUGUUAAGAGAAUGGAGGAAGACAAUGACCCCCAAAGACCUGUGUGUUCUUGAACCUGCAUUUUUUUUCCUAUUAGCACCGAGUGUUGAAGAAGUAGAUUGCACAUGGUCCUACAUGUGACAGUGCUCUUGCUGUUACACUUCUGUUCUUCUCUGAGGAUUUCCAGAACAGCUAUCUUAUCUCUCUGCCAGCUUAAAGUAAUUCCCCACAUCUUCCAGUGUGAUUUAUUUUCUUCUGGAAAUUGGUACAACACACCAUUGGCACUCUCCAAUGCCAGUUUUAGACAGGAAGGUCUUUCUUCAGUUGCCUGAGUUGUAGCAGAAAAUAAACAGGACCUGUUUGUGUACUGCUGUGGCCAUGUCCAUAAGGUUCCUGCAUGCUCUUCUGAGGCAGUGUUGAAGCUGCCAGAUUGAUCGUUGCAUUAGGAAGUUUCAGUUGCCUCUGGAACAGGUACAGCAAUAUGGCAUAUGGUAUAGGACUGAUAAAUGUGACUGUUCUGAGUAAAUGUGAAUGGUGUUACAGACCAAGCCAAAGGGAAGAAAGAAAAUUAAAUACCGUUUAAGGGCUUACUAUGUUCCUCUCCAUCACAUGCACUGUUAAAAGGCUGCAGGCUAAAGCUAUGAGUUGUCAGGUGAUCCAAGGUGUAUUCAUUUCUCCAGUCAGCUGGACAGUCUGCUUCAGCCAGAAACACGGUGGUUUUGUCACCAUUGUCUGUGUUUAGAAGUGCUUCCUUAGAAGCCAUCACACUAGGAAAGAGGUGGCUUCUUUCACUGCCUCUCUGAGAAAGAUUUACAUCAUUUUUCUAGUACCCAGCUAUUUGCCAAGAAAAUACUGCAGUGGUUGGGAGUGAGCUGGAGACAGCACAAAGCACAUUGUCUUGGGCUUUUGUUUGAGACUCUGGAGCCUAAAUGGAAGCUGAAAGAAAACACAAAGGUGGGCAGUGCUGCACAGUUUUUAUGACAGAUACUGAAAUGGUGGAGAUACCAGAGUGACAAAAAGAUACAUGGAGCUUUUGUCAAACUGGACCAGACUUCAGUUUUUGAGUAAAUGGUAAAAAGCUUAUAGAAAUUUAAGUAAAAUGGAAAACUGAUCACCAGUUCUAAGGGGUAUUUUGCACAUUUUUAUUUGAAGUACUUUACCAGCUGGGUAAGUCAAAAAAGUACUAUUCCAAAACUAGAUGAGGUACCUUCCAGUUCUGUUCAAAGAGAGCACUCAGAUGCGUAUUGAAAGGGUAAUGUUUUUGGAAUGCAGUUUUAAGCUCUGCCAUCACCAAGCAUAAAUCACAAGUUUUUCUUCGUGGAAACCUGAAAUACCGUCCGAAAUGCAUGUUCUCUUUUUUUUGGUCUUACUUAAUACAUACAUGAUCACAGGCACGUAAUCUGGCAAGAUUUGUUUUGGUUCUCACCUAUGUGCCUAAGAACUAGAACUCAUGGAAAAUCUGUUUCAUGUAACCUGCAAUGGAAUUAAAUGUGACUUGCAUUCAGUGCUCAUUAAGUGGACAAAGCUGUGGAAGCCUGCUCUGCUUGACUGACAGUGUACUUGUGAUAAUUUCCAUACAGAGAAUAUGAUGGCAAGUCAUGGUAUCACCUGAAGGUUGUAACUUCUGUGGUGGAAUUGACUUCACAGCUUGUCUGAUUGGUUACAUCUCAUUGUGGUACCCAGAAUUGCAAUUCAUAGAAAGAUGGUCUGCAGCAACGAUUUUCUAGCUGUGGAGUAAAGGACAAAGCUACUAGAGAGGACUGCAGUAGAGACCUUACUGCUUCUCUUUUCCAGGUAUAAAGAGAAAAUUUCCCAUGCAUUUUUGUAGGGCUUUUGAUUCACUCAGCAACAGUGCUAAUUUUCAGGAGUGUAAUAAAACUAAUCUGGAAAAGGUUUCAAAAAAAAUAAUCUACCCUCCUUCUAUGAGAAAGUUCACAAGCUAAAUCUACCAAACUGGUAUGUCGCUUCUAUUUUUGGAGUCUGCAGGACCAGUGAGCAGGCAGUGCUGGGAAGUAACAGGUUUUGAGCAGUCCUGACACUUCCAAUCUACAUUUCCUUCCAAAUGAACUGUCAGGAGGAGGAAGAAUACUAUGUCUGGCUGCUGCAAGCUGUUCAGCAUGAAUAGUGUGUGACUCUUUGGGCUCAAUGCCAGAAGUAGAACUGUUGGGAGUUGCUCUUUGCAGGUAUUACUGGGACUGCCACUUCUAAAACAUGAGGCAGGUGAUCUCUAGGUGGGCUAGUAUAAUGAGAGUACAGAUGACAACUUAAAGGGGGAAAAUACAAAUAAAUGAGAUUUGGAAAUAAAGACCAUAGUAGCAGAGAGCAGGAAUGUCUGAUGGACUUUCUCGUACUCAUGUGCCUCAAAAUACUAAAUCUGACAGUACAGGUUGGAGCUGUUGCUCAUCUCUGUUCCAGCUCUGGUGUGACAACCAUCAGGUUGCCAGCUGUAACACAAUGGUUCUCUGGAAUGCUGUUUCACUAUCCAUCUCCCUCCUUGUUUUACUGAAGGCAGGCAGUUCUUCACAGAAAGUAAUCCCUCACUUAAAUGGGGCCAGAAUAAUUGGACCUAGAGCAGGUAAACAGGCUAAGUUAUGAUCAUUUUGAUGAUGUUAAUGCAAGUCAGACAAUUACUCCUGACUCGAGGGCUCCCUUAGUAAUUUUUCUGUCUUGCACAGAGGGAAACAUACAGAAUAUGUGAAGCAGCCAGUAUCAAUACAGAAUAAUUAUAGCUGCAUUCUUCCAUAUAUAGCCCCCUUCUUCCUGACGGGACCUAGAAAAUAGCCGAAAUAGUUGCUGAUAGUGGAUGACUGCCCAGUGAAAGUAUUUUGUUUGUACAAGUGAAAACUAAAUAGACAGUAAGACCUUUCAUAAAGGGGACUGGUACCAAGAAUGCAAGUACAGCUUCUGCAGUAUUUUAAAAGAUGCUUAGUCUAGUGCAUAGCAUAUGUGGGAUACAAAUAUUUUGUCUCUCCAGUUUGCUCACGUGUCCUGUCCCCCUAACCACGAAAAAAAGAGUCUGAAAGAAAGGGGCAGUUAUUAGGAAAAGAAAGUAGGUAUUUCUGGGUUUAAUUAUUACAGGAUAAUGUAUUCAUUCUUUCUUGAACGUGAGUGUACAGAACUAACAUACAGGAAAGAUGUGACUAUAUCCUCCUUCCAGUGCUGAAACAGACUUGGAUUUUCUUCCCCAGUCCUUGCUCUUCAUUUUCUCUUUUAAGGUUUAGCAGGGGCAGUCCUUUCCUCUCUCCACUGGGCUUUCUUCUCCAAGUUUAUGUUUGUAAGAGUUUCAUGUCUUUUUACAGCCUGCAAUGUAAUAAGAUCAUCAGUUAUCACCUGAAGGACCACAGAACUGAAACUUGAGUUGAUGGCUUACAAAAUAUCUGGCCUAUCCUUACCGAGGCACAGUUCUGUCAGCAGUAACACCAGGAAGCAAGAGGGGUAAAAUAAAAUAUCCAGCAACCAUUUAGGCUGGGAAUAAACUGAAUUUAUUAUUAUCUCUGGGAAUAAACUCAACCCUUUUGUUAAGGUACUAGAAGAUAUGUUCUGUGCUUCUGGUCAGUAUAUAAUACUAAUCUCCAAUCUUCACAAGUCACAGGUACUAGAAACAAAAGUUAAACAGAAUCACAGAAUCUUCUGAAAUGGAAGGGAUUCACAAGGACCAUCGAGUGAAUGGCUGGCCCAUCCAGGGACUGAACCUGUGACCUUGGUGUUAUUAGCACUAUACUGUAGCCAACUGAACUCAUCUCAGGAAACAAAUAGUUCCAGCUUCUUUGAAAACAAGGUUUCCAAAGUAGCUGUCCUCACUUCCUGGUGUUUGCAUUCCUACUACUCCAGUACAGAGGAAAAUAUUCUGGGAAUUGUCAGUGUUUGAUCUCUUCUGCUAAAGCCAGGGAAAAACCUUUGCCCUGUUUCAUUUCAGAGUGCUGCAUCCUUUUCAUUUUAAUAGACAAAUGCUGACAGAAAUGUCAUUUGACAUUCAGCAAUUCACAGACUGUCACCAGUUUUAAGGUUUCUCUAGAACACUUAGCAGUCCAUAGAAACAAGAUCUGAACACUGUCAUUAGAAGAACUGCUUCGGAGAAAAGCAGCAUACAAAGAAGGUUCUUCUGUGCAUGCAGAUGGUUUAAGCUGAAAGGUUUUUUUCUUUUAAAGGAAGCACAUGCAAUCUUUUAACAGUGGCAUCAUCCUUUUCCACUGGGAAUUAGUCAAUGAGGGUCUCUUCUGGGGAACUAGGAGGACUUCUAACAUUUUUGUUCAGUGAUAAAAUGAAAAAAAACAAAACAAAAAAACCCACAAAGCCCCAAAGCAAGACAGUACUAAAAAUCUGUAGAGUAACCAAGAAGUUUAUGUUAAGAUUGAUUUGCACUCAUCAGCCAAAAAUCUGUGCUUACCUGCUUCCCUCUAAUCACCAUGAUGAUGCAUCCCACUACUGUCAAGGCAAUCAUUACAUAGCUGAACUUCACACGCAGUGUGGUCUUUGCUGCUCUGAUUGUUUCAAUCCUCAAGAAAUAAGAAUAAAAGAACAGACUCAUUAUCCAAGACCUAAAUAAAUCACUUGACUAAUUGUUUAAUUUCUCCUAGCAUGCUAUUGAGGUAGUUUUUUAUAAUGCUAAUAGUUCUUGGUGCUUUUCACAAAAAAAGUUUUACAAGAUGGGAAAGGCUGAUCCCAGCUACCUUGGGACAUACUUGGUCACAAAGACAUUCCUCUCAAAGCUGGAAACAAACCCAGCUUUUUUAUCUGUGGUUACUUCAUUUUUAAGAGACAGUAAUGCCUUUGCAGACCACUUGACUGCAAUGCAAAGGAGGAAGGCUGCAGCAUUUAAGUAUGUAUGUUCAUUGUGGAAAGAACAAGAAAAAGAGAGGGUUUAGUAAUGCAGUGUUUUCCUUACUGUUCACUCCCUCUGUGCUCACUACCACCUUCCAAUAUCUGCAAAGCCGGGAAAGCUCCAUAGUCUAACUGUGAUGUAUUUAGCAUUGUAAAACAUGCAUUCUUCUCUCAAUAGCAGAGGUAUGGUAAAAACCAUUUGUGAGCGAGAAUAACAUACAGAAUUUAAGAGCUGGGAUUUUCUUGGGCUGAGGGAAGCAUUUUCACAGCUCAGCCAUUUCUACUUCCUGAACUUCACAAUAGUGUCAUUUAUGACAAAGUCUGUUUUCCAGCAAGGCAUGUUCCUAUACUACAGGAUUUGACAGAUGAUACACUGGCUGGUGGGUACAAUACCCCUCAGAAAUUCUGAAAAGGACUUGGUAAAAGACAAGUGGUUAGCACUUCCCUCCUGCUAGAAUAAAUAGUCUUCAAGUAAUCUGUUUUUGUAAGAAACUAAGGAGGUGUGGAGGAAUGUAAGCUUUCCACCAUCAGAUUUGGACAGAGGAACCCUUUAUAUCCUUUUUUUCUCUCCAUAAUUUCAGGGGGCUUACCUACCACACCAGUAGCUAUACUACUCCUUUGGGAAACCUGUUGCCUAGUCUGCUGUUAUCUUUAAAAACCAGAAGUCUUCCACAAGAAGAGUAGCGGUUAUUAACACCUUCCAGCUGUACAUGUGAAGAGUUAAAAGAAAAGACCAUUUAUUUUAAUUGGGUUAAACUCUGAAGAUCAUUCUACCCAAAUGACAUCUUGGUUACAGCAAAUUUUGUGUUAGAGCAAAGCAAGAAGGGCCAAGGAAGUGUUAGUGCUUUUUGGAUGCGCUCUGCAAAAUAACCAAAGACUUACAGCCUGCCUAUAUAUUUAAUUCUCCUUGCAGAAUUUAGAGCAGGUGACUCCCUUCUCAAGGAGGCCUGAUAUUCUCACUGAUUAAAUUUACCACGUUAUAAAGUUCCAGAAGACUUGAAAAGCAUCCACAGUGCAUGGUGAAAAGAAUAAAUACAUCAAACUAGGUAAUUACAGCCCAAAACUAACACGGAUAAUGGAUUUAAUGGAACUGGGAAAUUAUUACUGUAUACAGACAUGAGUGAAUAUGAAAUCUUUUACUACAUUUUGACCCUUAUACUUGGAAGAAGAAAAAGAUACGUAAGGAUCCACAAUAGUUCAACGUGGUAAAUCACAUAAGACCUGAGAGCUGAAAAGAGUUUUGCUCUUGUUUUUGUCAGAGUAUUGAUUUGAUUGCAAGGCUUCUGAUCAUAGGGAACAAACACAUCCAUCUACAAUGAAACUAACAGUUAAUUUUAGCAUCUAGGUUAUUUGUUUCUGCUAACAAUCUACAAUGACCACCUGAGUGCAAGCUGCAAUUAAGCUGAAAUGCACAGAAGCAGGAUUAAAAAAACUGUGCUAAUUAAUUUUGGAAGUACCUUAGAUGUGUUAAGAAUACAUAUGAGAGCAAAAGGUAGAUAUCUGAACACAGUCUGCAUUUAAAUCAAGUCAGUGGCUAAGAUUAAUAUUUGUUUAAUAAAUGAGUUACUUCUGAUCACCACAUUUUACAAGAUUACCGAGUUAUAUCACAAGCCCUUACAACCCACAAUUAAUUAAUCUCAGAACAGGAAAACAAGUUUUUCUGUGUUUAUAGUUCUCAAUUGUCGUCUCAGAUUUGGCUGAAUUAUUUGUCUAAAUAAAAAGAAUUCCCUAUGCAUUUGCACAAAUGGUCAGCUUUUACCAGAAUUUGGUUUGUCCUUUCAAUAAACUACUGAAAUCAA
Messenger RNA from Myiozetetes cayanensis, 12396 nucleotides. It is a transcript of the gene KPNA1, whose product is annotated as karyopherin subunit alpha 1. Gene Ontology annotation, biological process: NLS-bearing protein import into nucleus; postsynapse to nucleus signaling pathway. Gene Ontology annotation, molecular function: protein binding; nuclear import signal receptor activity. Lineage: Eukaryota; Metazoa; Chordata; Aves; Passeriformes; Tyrannidae. The record is from RefSeq and is a predicted model, not a curated record. Gene Ontology annotation, cellular component: nucleus; cytoplasm; nucleoplasm.